AUGUCGCAUCCCGCUGCACCCAAGUCUCUGGAAGACCUUCAAGCCUUUGAAUUCACAAGAAUUCUCAAUGAGGACCCACUUACUCAUACCCUAACACUCUUAGGCUCCCUACGAACGGAGCAGGCCAUCAUCCGAAUAGAAAAGACUCCGCUAAACGCCUCUGAUGCCUCCAAGUUUCUUCGACCAGGCGACGGUGGCCUUGUUCGACGUAUCCAGCUGGAGGAGAGCACGGAUAUCUAUACCUGGUUGUUUGGGUGGCUAGAAGGAGAGCGGGUGCCAGAUGUGAAGAUCAAUGUGAUCUGUCCAGCGACGGAGACUCAUAUUCGAAAGUAUACGAGGCAGGAGCAAGUUAUGGUGCGAGAAACACCCGAGUUGUAUGAAUCAGUGGUGAAACCGUACGUCGCGGAAUUCCCUCCAUCGCGAACGCAGUGGGUAGAGAAUAUCCUCAACGGUCAAUCCGAGAAGGACAAGGUUCUGUACUCUGACGGCGAGUUCAUGAUCCUCCCAGAUAUGAAAUGGGAUCUGAAGACGGUGUCAUCUCUGUACCUCAUGGCGCUCGUGAAGGAUAGAUCCAUUCGAAGCAUGCGCGAUUUGCAAUCGAAACACGUACCCUUGCUUAAGGCUAUUCGGGACCAGGCCGAGCGCAUUGUACAAGAGAGUUACAGUAAGGCCUUGUCUUCUCAUCUUUUCGCAGACCACUUCCACGUCCAUAUCGUCAACGUCAAUUACCAAGGAGGACUGCUCGGUAUGACGGUGGGCCAGGCACACCUUGUGGAUGAUCUGAUAAAUCAGCUGGAAUUGGAUGGAACACUCCUGCAGCGGAGGACUCUCUAUUACAGCUUGGGAGACCAGCAUGAACUGCUACGACGAUUCAAGGCCGCUCAACAGGCCCCUAGCAGCUGA
This is a messenger RNA of Coprinopsis cinerea okayama7#130, 903 nucleotides long. Its product is annotated as mRNA decapping enzyme. The record is from RefSeq and is a predicted model, not a curated record. Gene Ontology annotation, biological process: deadenylation-dependent decapping of nuclear-transcribed mRNA. Lineage: Eukaryota; Fungi; Basidiomycota; Agaricomycetes; Agaricales; Psathyrellaceae. Gene Ontology annotation, cellular component: P-body; nucleus. The coding region runs from base 1 to 903 and encodes 300 amino acids. Gene Ontology annotation, molecular function: RNA 7-methylguanosine cap binding; hydrolase activity. The transcript has 6 exons.